Messenger RNA from Erythranthe guttata (spotted monkey flower), 2833 nucleotides. Lineage: Eukaryota; Viridiplantae; Streptophyta; Magnoliopsida; Lamiales; Phrymaceae. The record is from RefSeq and is a predicted model, not a curated record.
UCUCUCUCUCUCUCUAUAUAUAUAUAUAUAUAUGCCAUUGCCAGAAAAUUCAGAGGGAGAAGCCCGGAUCCGAAACUUUACCCGAGAUGACCCGACCCUCCCGAAGAAACACUCGAGGCAAAACCGAAUCCUCUUCAGAUGGUGAUCAACCGCCAAUUAACCAAAAUCCGAAUCCGAAAACCCGAAUGCCCGCUCGCAGGAACCGUAAAUUCAGUCGGAUCCUAAGUUUAUCUCUCUGUGGACUUCUUCUCGUCGCAAUUGGAUUAUUUUUCAAUAAAUAUUAUAUAAACCCUAUGAAGAAGACUGUAAAACCCAGGGUUGUUACUCCAUUACCUGCUCCCAAGCUCAUGGAUCUUCCAAUGUUUCAAGGGGAGCACAAGGAGAGUUUGUACUGGGGAACAUAUAGACCCCAUGUUUAUUUCGGAAUUCGUGCAAGGACUCCACAAUCUCUGGUUGCUGGUUUGAUGUGGAUUGGUGUUACGGAUGGGAGGUAUUCCAUGCGACAUGUAUGUCAAGAUUCUGAUGGACUCAAGAAAUACGGCUGGACACAUCAUAAUGCACGGGAUUAUGGACGCCAAGUAUUUGUCGACCAAAGAUUGACAUUGACAACAAGUUUUCUGAAAUCGAAGGAGAUAGAGAGUGGUUAUGGAGGGGACUGGGCGGUUCGACUUGAAGCAGAUACUGAAGAAGUUAAUAAGGAAAAGACAGAAAUUGUGCACCUUUUCUUUUAUAUGGCUGAUGAAGGUGGAACUGCUCUAGGUCUGGGUAGGGGCAUUUCAGACAUUACCGAUGACCACACCCUGGCAUUUGGGUCACGUGAUGAUCUUGGUAGUUGGCAGCUUCAUUUAGAAUCAAAGGAUGUCUUUGAGUUCCAUUACGCUGGUUUCAAGACGCAGCACAUUCACAAUUUAUCGGAUCUUGUCCAAACAAAUCUUGGAAUUCAGGCUAGGAAUCUUGGCCGGUUACAGCUUUCAGAUACAGCUGAUUAUGCUCCAAAUAUUCUAGUUUUCCAGAUUUCUGCAAAACUUCCUUUCAAAGCAGAUAUUGCUUUUAUAUCAAAAUCGAGCGAUUCUACUUCUAGAACCGUAGAACGUGUCAAAGUCCUUACAGGGGACUCUUUAACUAGUCUUCUAGAGCAGAAGCAGAAGCAGUUCGACGACAAAUAUCAAAGAUGUUUUAAUAUGCCUGAUGAGCUCAACGCUGAAGCCAUAACAGUAGGUAAAGCAACUCUUGGGAAUUUGUUGGGUGGGAUUGGCUACUUUUACGGCCAAUCAAAAAUUUCACUUCCAUCAUCCUCAAAUCUUGUAUCUGGUGAUAAUUAUAUUUCAUAUUGGCCAGCUGAGCUAUACACAGCAGUGCCGAGUCGUCCCUUCUUUCCUCGGGGGUUUCUCUGGGAUGAAGGUUUUCACCAACUAUUGAUCUGGCGUUGGGAUGUUAAAAUUUCUUUGGAUAUUAUCGGGCAUUGGUUAGAUCUGAUGAAUGCUGAUGGAUGGAUUCCACGUGAACAAAUUUUGGGUGCUGAAGCUUUAAGUAAGGUACCAUCAGAGUUUGUCCUUCAGUAUCCAACAAAUGGAAAUCCACCGACAUUGUUUUUGGUUUUACGAGAUUUGGUUUCUGGCAUUAAGAAAAACAAAUUUACAGCUUCAGAAACAAAUGAGAUUACCAUCUUCUUGCGUCGAGCAUUUGUGCGUCUUGAUGCGUGGCUUAAGUGGUUUAACACCACUCAAUCAGGAAAAGAUGUGGGGACCUAUUUUUGGCAUGGAAGAGACAAUGUGACCACACGUGAACUGAAUCCUAAGUCGCUCUCUUCUGGACUGGAUGAUUAUCCACGUGCAUCACAUCCCAGCGAAGAUGAACGCCACGUGGAUCUUAGAUGUUGGAUGCAUCUUGCUGCAGAUUGCAUGAGUUCAAUUUCAGAAUUACUCGAGGACAGACACGUCGGAAAGGAGUAUGGCUUGACAGCAAAGUUGCUCUCGGAUUUCGAGCUUUUAAAUCACAUGCAUUUUGAUUAUGAAAGUGGAGCUUAUUUUGACUACGGAUAUCAUACGGAGAAGGUUCGCCUCAGUUGGCGGGUGGUAGAAGCAGCUGGCAGUUAUCCUACUCGUGAAUUUGUACGGGAGGUUCUACAGAAACCUACACUGAGACUGGUUCCUCAUAUUGGCUACGUCAGUCUUUUCCCCUUUAUGGAUAGGCUUAUACCACCUGAAUCGUGGAUAUUAGAGAAACAGCUUGAUCUCAUCUCAAACACGAGUACGCUAUGGACUAAGUAUGGACUCAGAUCUCUUGCCAGAACAAGCUCGAUUUACAUGCAACGCAACACUGAGCACGACCCACCGUAUUGGAGAGGGCCAGUUUGGAUGAACAUGAACUAUAUGAUUCUUUCAGCUCUUCACUAUUAUUCUGAAGUGGAUGGGCCGUAUAGAGAUCGAGCGAAGAUCAUUUACAACGACCUGAGGAAUAAUUUGAUAAGAAAUGUUGUACGGAACUAUAACGAGACUGGCUUCAUAUGGGAACAAUACGAUCAAAAGAAAGGGAGGGGAAAAGGCGCUCGAGUUUUUACUGGUUGGACAUCACUUAUAGUGUUGAUCAUGUCUGAAGUAUACAGUGACAGUUAGGACUUUGGAAUUGGACCAUGGUUAGGUUAAAACUUAAAAGUUGAUUAACAUUAAGUGUACACCUUUUUAGUUUAGUAUCAAAUUUUGGAAAUUGAGAGCAAAGAGAACUAAUUGACUACAGUGCAAUAUGCAUGUAAUAUUUAUGUGGAAUUCAGCUGUAACUUGAUAAUUAUCCUGAAAGGGCUCAGAGUUUAAUUUUACCGUCUGAUUUUGUGCAA